Polypterus senegalus (gray bichir) is the source of this 1133-nucleotide messenger RNA. It is a transcript of the gene ndufaf6, whose product is annotated as NADH:ubiquinone oxidoreductase complex assembly factor 6. The transcript is spliced from 9 exons. The record is from RefSeq and is a predicted model, not a curated record. Bases 38 to 1006 code for a protein of 322 amino acids. Gene Ontology annotation, cellular component: mitochondrion. NCBI's taxonomy places the organism in Eukaryota, Metazoa, Chordata, Cladistia, Polypteriformes, Polypteridae. Gene Ontology annotation, biological process: biosynthetic process; mitochondrial respiratory chain complex I assembly.
UAGCCAAUCGCUAUUGAGUUGGAAUGUCAUCCUCAAUAUGGCGGCAAUCAUAGACUGGAGGAGACGCGGUCGAAUGUUUCAAAGAUUUGUUUUUUGCGACAGACACCUAUUCAAGUUAGCGCGAAGAAAUGCAUCUCUAUCAUCAAAACCUCCAGCAGUGCACUUGCAGAACGACCAGGAGCACUGCCUUCAGCUUGUCCGAACACGGGAUUAUGAAGGCUUCUUGUGUUCACUUUUGCUACCUCCGGAAUCCCGACGAUCUUCAAUUGCUGUGAGGGCCUUCAAUGUGGAGCUCGCUCAGAUUAAAGACCUGGUGUCUCAAAAAACUAUGGGUCUAGUCAGAAUGCAGUUCUGGAAGAAUGCACUGGAAGAGAUCUUCAGGGAUGACCCUCCACAUCAGCCAGUAGCUAUGGAACUUUGGAGGGCUAUAAAAAAACACAGACUGACAAAAGGAUGGUUUUCAAGAAUCAUUAAUACAAGAGAGGAAGAUUUAAAUGACCGGGCCUAUCGUAAUAUACAAGAGCUAGAAACAUAUGCAGAUAACACACAGUCAUCUCUUCUGUACUUAUUAUUGGAAACACAAGGUGUAAAAGAUAUCCAUGCAGACCAUGCAGCUAGUCACAUUGGGAAAGCGCAGGGCAUUGUCACCUGUCUACGGGCAGUGCCAUACCACAGCAGCAAGAGAAAAGUAUAUCUUCCAAUGGAUAUUUGCAUGUUGCACGGUAUUUCACAAGAAGAUAUCAUGCGAGGAAGCCAAGAGAAACCUGUCAAGGAUGUUAUUUAUGACAUUGCAUGUCAAGCUCAUGUUCAUCUGCAACAUGCUAGAUCAUUCAGUGAAAAAUUACCACCAGCAGCAGUCCCUGCAUUUUUACAAACUGUAUCGGUUGAAGAUUAUUUAUGUCGUAUUAGGAGAGCAGAUUUUAACGUCUUCCAUCCAAGCCUACAAAAAAGAAAUCCACUUCUACCUUUGCAUUUAUAUAUCAGCUCCUGGAGGAGAAAGUAUUAAUGCUUUUACACCUUUUAAAAACAAUAAUCCUUUAUGUUUCUAAGCUAUUAGUGCUUGGCUGUGCAACAUUCGUUUGUACUUAACAGUAUUGUGUAUAUAUAAUAGAAUAAAGAAAAUCAUAAGAAUU